This is a messenger RNA of Haliotis rubra (blacklip abalone), 2957 nucleotides long. RefSeq names its product probable Dol-P-Man:Man(7)GlcNAc(2)-PP-Dol alpha-1,6-mannosyltransferase. Gene Ontology annotation, molecular function: alpha-1,6-mannosyltransferase activity. The record is from RefSeq and is a predicted model, not a curated record. NCBI's taxonomy places the organism in Eukaryota, Metazoa, Mollusca, Gastropoda, Lepetellida, Haliotidae. Gene Ontology annotation, biological process: protein N-linked glycosylation. Gene Ontology annotation, cellular component: endoplasmic reticulum membrane.
UCCAAUAUGUCUGCGCCCAUAGCAUCACUUUUUCGUCAGAGAGUGAAAAAUCAAUAACAACCAUUAAACAGCUGCAUUAUCUGUUAUGUGAUUUAUGAGUACGUGUAUUUAUACGUAUAGGAAUGUGGCAUCAAUGUGCAUUGAAGAAAACAUUCUGACUCUUUACAUAAGACAACAGCUGGCAGACAAUGAGUGAGUUCCUAGUGCCUCUUGCGAUGGCCAUCCAUCUGAUGAUGUGCCCAUAUACCAAGGUAGAGGAGAGCUUCAACAUGCAAGCCUUGCAUGACAUCCUCCAUCACAGGCUCGACAUUUCUAAGUAUGACCAUCUGGAGUUCCCUGGUGUGGUACCUCGCAGUUUUCUGGGGCCCUUGUUUGUGGCUGCAGUUGCCUCCCCUUGGGCUCACCUUUCUCAGCUCCUCAAUGGAAACAAGCUUUUUCUGCAGUAUCUUGUUCGUGGUUGUCUCGGGUUUAUUGUGUCGGUAAGCUUCCUGACAUUCUGCAGGGCAGUUCAGACCCGGUUCGGUCCCGGUGUGAAGUUCUGGUUGAUGGCCACCACCAUCACACAGUUCCACUUCAUGUUCUACAUGUCCAGACCACUGCCUAAUGUGUUCGCUCUUGUCCUAGUCCUCCAGGCACUGUCCAGCUGGCUGAGACAACAGCACAGUCAGUUCUUGUGGUACUCCGGAGCAGCCAUUAUCAUCUUCCGUGCGGAGCUCACCAUGUUCCUCGGCCUCAUCCUGCUGGCAGACCUGGUCAUGGGGCGGAUGCCACUCCGCAGAUUCUUCACCACCGUCUUAAUCGCAGGCCCAGUGUUACUAGCUCUCACAGUAUGUGUCGACUCCGUGAUGUGGCAGCGAUGGUUGUGGCCAGAAGGGGAGGUGUUGUGGUACAACACUGUCCUCAACAAAAGUUCAGACUGGGGGACAUCACCGUUCCUGUGGUACUUCUACUCCGCCCUGCCACGUGCACUCUCCUUCAGUAUCUUCCUCAUCCUCGGACUAUACUUCACACGGCAGGUGUGGACGCUACUCUGGCCGGCCUUGACCUUUGUACUGCUGUACUCCUUCCUGCCUCACAAGGAGCUACGUUUCAUCAUCUAUGUGUUCCCUGUGCUCAACGUGGCGAUCGCAUGUGCCCUGUCUCGACUAUGGCAGAACCAAUCGAAGUCCAUUCAACGGUCACUGCUGGCCCUUGGCACCUCUUGUUUGUUGCUAGGCAACCUUUGUUCCACAGCAGGUUUUCUGUACAUCUCCCGCCAGAACUACCCAGGGGGCCUAGCGAUGCUGGUUCUGCACCACCUGGAGGUGGAACGUGAUGUGAACGUCCACAUAGGUGUCUACCCUGCACAGACCGGAGUGACCAGGUUCACUCAGACCCAUGACCACUGGAGGUACAACAAGACGGAGGGCCUGCAACCAGGUGGCGUAGCGAUGAGGAGCUUCACCCAUCUCCUGUUGGGUCUGUCAGACUCCAUGGAAGAACUCAAGCCUUACGAAAACUCUCAUUAUAAUAUCAUGGAAGUUCCAGCCUUCCAAAAACUUGGUUUUAAAUGGAAUGAGUUUCCACCAUUAGAGAUUAUUACCAAACCAAGAAUUGCAAUACUAAAACGAAAAACUUGAUGUAUGAAUGAAUAAACAUAGACAUGGUGGAACGUGUUGUCAUGGAUGUUCCUGCACAGCUGACCAAGGCACAGAUGGGCAAGCAUAUCUCCGCAAAAUGUCACCCUCACACUGGGAUGUUGACUUCCACAUAAAUGUUACGCUCUAUUUGACCUGUAGGAAAAUAUGCAUGUAAGCAAGCAAACAAGUGAAGAAUGUGGUUAAAUGAAAUCACUUCAGGUGGUGCUGAACUUUGCAGAGGUUUGCAAUCAUCAGUUUAUUUCAGUUCUCAUCUCACAAUGACUGAGAUGUACAUGAGUGUAUAUCACAUAACUUGAAUGUAUCACAUUUGGGCACAUCUGGAUCAUAUCUGAAUCAUGUCUUGAUCACAUUUGAAUCACAUCUUGAUGAUGUAUAGAUCAUAUCAGAAUCACAUUUGGAUCACAAUUAAUCACUUCACUGACCCAAAGCCCUCUGUUCCACACAGGAACAGGAUGGUAUGUCUUGUGUUUGGUAUGAUGUUUAACCCCCACCUGUCUAUAAUGGGACACUUUUUCGUAGGAGUAGCAAAAACAUAUUAAAUCUUAAGCAAGUUUAUAAUAAGUAUUGUUUUAGGUUAAGGACUCAAGACAUUAUGUUUUUGAAAUAUAACAGUAUUGUUGCAGUUACCCUCGAAACUGUUCCUGCUUUGUCUGAAGUGAUUUCAUUUGCCCUUUAUUCACUCCUGUGAAAAUUGCACAACGCAUGUGAACAUUAGUCUAAUUCCAGCUGCCUUAAUUCUUCUAUUAAUAGGUCAGUCCUGUUUAGACUGACUGAGUUUGGUUUUAUGCCGCUUUUAGCAAUAUUCCAGCAACAUCACAGGUCGGGCAGUCCUGUUUAGAGCCAGUGUAUGUCACAGUAUACCAAACACCAGGUCAGUCUGGAUCUCUUAAGGGAAUCAGCAUGAUUAUGAUGCAAACCUCCUUCCUCAUACACUGUCACCAGAUUUGUUUGUAGUAUAGCUCAGUAGUGGUGAGGAAAGCAGUAAUGUCCACAUUCCAUAGAUGCUGGCAGUUGUAGAUCCUUCUAUGAAUUGCACUUAGUAUAUUUGUCAUGUUGUUCAUUUUGUAGAUCACAGUAAAAGAUACCUGCUACUUAGAACUGACCUGUGGCUGUACUUACGUUGCUUCAAAGAUUCCAUUUUUCUUCAUUCACAUCUCAUUCUGAUAAAUAGCAUAAGUUUGGAUUCAGAUUUACAUCAUUUGGCUACUUGGAUGCCUUUAUAAUACUUUAUUUUCUUUGUCCCUAAUUCUUAUGAUUACAAGACUGUGUCAUGUACAUACAAUCAGUGCCAGUGCAAAUAAACUUGACAACAGAUUA